AACACAUAUGGGUCGGAGACAAAGCCCAGCAUGAAGCAAACCCAUUCACUAACGUCAUAUAUUUAAGAGUUUGGCUGUAAAAGCAAACCCUAGCUGCUUCGUGAGGCGAAACCAUCUUCUCGCCGCUUAGAAGGGACAAAAACAGCAGCAGCAAGUCAUGGGCAAAGUGCAUGGUUCUUUAGCUCGCGCUGGUAAGGUGAGAGGCCAAACUCCCAAGGUGGCGAAGCAGGACAAGAAAAAGAAGCCCCGUGGCCGUGCCCACAAGAGGAUGCAAUACAACCGUCGUUUUGUUACAGCCGUUGUGGGAUUUGGCAAGAAGAGAGGGCCCAAUUCCUCCGAGAAGUAAAGCUUGAGAGAAUGAGGAGAUGAAGAAACAUUCAUUUGAUUUUGGAUGAACUAUGUUGUUUUUCUUUUCUGCAAUACUACUGCUUUUAGUUAUUGAUCUCAACUGUCAGACUAUGUGGAGCAUCUGCUCUCUUUUUGUUAAGUAGAGAUGAUUUGAUUUCUUUUUUUAUUAAAUAUGUGUUUCUUCAAA
This is a messenger RNA of Populus nigra (black poplar), 535 nucleotides long. RefSeq names its product small ribosomal subunit protein eS30z/eS30y/eS30x. The record is from RefSeq and is a predicted model, not a curated record. NCBI's taxonomy places the organism in Eukaryota, Viridiplantae, Streptophyta, Magnoliopsida, Malpighiales, Salicaceae. Gene Ontology annotation, molecular function: structural constituent of ribosome. Gene Ontology annotation, cellular component: ribosome; cytosolic small ribosomal subunit. Gene Ontology annotation, biological process: translation. The coding region runs from base 158 to 346 and encodes 62 amino acids. The transcript is spliced from 3 exons.